AAAUCGGUCAUAAAAAACUAAACACACCGACAAGAUUCAUCAAUACAAUACCCAUGCUAUCAAAUUAGCCUCGUUCCCUGUUGAACGUCACCUGUUAUUGAGGAAGGGGAAUCUGUCGGGACUUGGAAACUUUAUGUUUCAUGUUGAAGUGAGCUUAAUCAUCACGAACUCGUUUUUAGCAUCCUGGGGAAGAAAUCUUGAUGGAACUCCCGAAACUUCCGAAUCUCCGGCCAGUCAAUUGCAAGUAAAACAUUUACUGCGUGAUUACUAGGGACAUCGUCAAUUUACGCCUCCUUCAUCACAUCAAUCAUCAUCCACUCAUGCUUUAAACUGUUUUAUUUUUAUCUCUAUCUUCACGUCAUCAUGGAGUCCUCUCCACAACCUGCCGAUUCUACAAUCCCACCUCCUCCAACUCAACCACCAAUACAUCAAAAGAUAACUCGUGGUCAUUCUUGUGUUCUCUGUCAACAGAGAAAAGUACGAUGUGAUCGACAAAAACCUAAAUGUUCUAAUUGUGCUAAGGCACAUGCGGAAUGUAUUCCCAGUACACCUGCUGCUCCACGUCGAAGAAGACGUAAACUUAGUGAGUUAGAUGUGGCUGCAAGAUUGAGGAAAUAUGAACAUUUAUUGAGGGUUAAUGGAAUUCGGAUUGAGGAUGAUGGUGCUGCCGAUGGUGUUACUGGUGGUGUUGGAAGUGCAAAUGCAAGUGGCACUGACGAUGCAGGUCCUGAUGAAUCAACUUCUACUAGCCAAGCUUUAUCAAGUUCCAAGAAAGGUACAGAAGUUACUACGGUUACCGGGACCGACAAUAAUGAGAAUCAAUCUGGGUCACACAAACAUCGAUGUAAUCAUGGCCCUCAUGGUUCUCAUGGUUCUCAUGGUUCUCAUGGUUUUCAUGGUUUUCAUGGCCCUAACGGUCCUCAUGGCCCUCAUAGCCCUCAUGGCAUGGGUUGCCCUCACGGCUCUAAAGUUGGAAAAGGUCAAUUGUUUUCUAAGCAUGGGAACUCUCGUUACAUAGAAAAGUGAGAAUUGUCUUUAGAAUCCCAUUCAGUUGGCAAGCAUUUGCUAACCCAUUUUAGUACUGUUUGGGAGAAUCUUAGUAAUGAAUUACAAGAUCCAAAAGAUGCAUUUCAAGUGUCAUCAGAAGAAGAUGAUAACAAUGAUAACUCCCUCUUCCCCGAAGAAUCAACUAUCCUUCUUGGGAACUUGAUUGGUUCAAAAAGAAACCUGAGAAGCCUACAUCCUCAACCUGUUACAAUUUUCAGGUUAUGGCAAAUCUUUCUGACCAAUGUGAAUCCAUUGAUAAAACUUUUUCAUGCGCCGACAGUUCAGGAGAUGAUCUUAGAAGCGACUUCAGAUAUGGAUCAUAUUCCGAAACCUACAGAAGCUCUAAUGUUCGUUAUAUACCUUCUAUCUAUCGGCUCACUAAAAGAUGAUGAAUGUGAGAGUACUUUCAAUGAACCAAGAUCCGUACUUUUAUCGAGAUAUUCUCAUGCUGCACAACAAGCACUUAUCAACGUCAAAUAUAUUAAAUCUCUGAAUUUGACUGCCUUACAAGCUUAUUGUUUAUUUCUAGUAAGUUAGCUCUACCACUCUUUGUUUCCUUUUACUUGAAUGACUCAGACACCACUGUCUUUUCCUAGCACCACUGCAACGAAUUGCGUAUUUCGUCACUAACUCACAUCAAUAGCUUGCAGCUCGUAAGCAUUAUGAUGCUCAUGCAUUUUGGAUAUUAACAGGUUCUGCUGUUCGAAUUGGUCAAAGAUUGGGUAUUCAUCGUGAUGGAUCUUCUCAUAAUUUAUCUCCUUUCGACACAGAAAUGAGAAGGAGAGUUUGGUGGCAGGUAGUUUUCCUUGAUGGUUUUGCUGCAAAAUUAUGUGGCGCAGGAUUCCCUGUUGUAAGUGUAGAUUCUUCUUCUGUUCCACUCUCAAUAUUCAUUAUCGUCUUCCUUCUCCAUUUCUAUUCAAGUUUUACUAAAUUAUUACGCAGUGGCUUGCAAAAUUUGAUACAAAGUUACCACUCAAUGUUAGUGAUAGUGAUCUCACUCCCGACAUGACAGAACCUCCACCUGAGCGAGCCGGAGCAACCGAAAUGCUUUUCUGUUGUAUUCGAUAUGAAGUUUCGCAAGCUAUUCGAAAGGCUAAUAGCUUUGGCAAUGGACAUGGACAUGGGCACGGACAUGGACAUGGACAUGGAGAGGGUGGUGGCCGAGGUGGUCAUAGAGGUAGUCAUCAUGGUGGUCCAUCACAUACUCCUCCAUUUUCGAGCGUUAUCGCUGAAAAAGAUAAGGCUAUUGAUGAAUUGGAGGCCAGACUCCAAGAUAAGUAUUUGCAAUACUGUGAUCCAUCAAUACCUCUACAUUUACUAUCGAUAUAUGUUGCCAAAUCAGUCAUCUGUACAAUGAGAUUAAUGGCUCAUCACCCACGACAAUAUCCCGAUAAAGGUGCGAGUAUGCCACAAAAGGAAAGAGAUAUGCUCUUUAAUGAAUCAUUAAAGAUGCUUGAAUAUGACGGCAUAGGUCAUUCCGAAAAGCUCGUCCAAAGAUAUCUUUGGCAUAUUCAUGUCCAUUUUCAAGUAGAUGCAUUUAUAUACCUGCUCAGCGAACUUCGCCAAAGAGAAAGAGGAGAAUUAGUAGAUAAAGCGUGGCAUCAAGUCGAACUCGCAUAUGAAUUUCGCGGAGAAAUGCUCAACGAUACAAAAAAUAGUCUAUAUUUCGCCUUGGGAAACUUAGUCCUCAAAUCCUGGGAAAAAAGAGAAGAAAGUGGAGGAACCUCAGGAAAUUCCCCAAACCAAGUCCCCCCACCAAGAUUCAUCUCAAUCCUCCGUUCGCAAAGACAAAAACACGAUCAACUCCACAGAUCUAUAGAACAUCAUCAACGACAACAUGAAGAAAAUGAUAACGAAGAUGAUAUAGCAGAUCCCUUCCGAACAGUAAAUAACUGGCACAUGCCCCCCGCUACGGCAGAAUCAUACGUAAGACAAAAACCCCCGGAUUAUAUCCCCGCACAAUCUUCACAUGAGGCUUCGGCUUCGGAGUUGCAUACGCAACAUCCUAUGCAGACGCAAAUGCAAACCUCACAAGAACAACAGUGGUUGGCGUCGGAUUCGUUCCUGGAUACUUCAAUGCCGGAUAUUACGCCUAUGGAUUGGGAGUAUUGGCAAACUUUGCUGGAUGGGGAUUUGCCUGCUUAUACGGGGCAGUUGGGUGGUGGUAACGGGCAGCAGGGUUGGUAGGGUUUGUUGGGUUGGGUGUUUAGGUGGUUGGUGUGUGUGUGUGUGUGUGUGUGUGUGUGUGUGUGGAUUUGUAGGGUUUUUUUUAGCAGGUUCGUGGAUGAGAAUAUGUGUAUAUAUAUAUUUGUCUUGCUAAUU
This is a messenger RNA of Sclerotinia trifoliorum, 3369 nucleotides long. The record is from the annotation of a GenBank genome assembly. Lineage: Eukaryota; Fungi; Ascomycota; Leotiomycetes; Helotiales; Sclerotiniaceae.